CUUGUUCCGUAACCCAAACGGCAGUCGCCGGCGGGCCGAGGCGGACGGAUAACUCCGCCCCAUUCCGCCCCCAUCCAGAGACGCCGUGAGCAGCUUUGGUUCCGCACCCCAACGCAGGAAGCAACCGCGGCCAAACUCGCCCCGGACGGACGGUGGCGUGUCCUCCACUUCCGGCACUACCACCACGCAACAAUAAGACGAAGAAGCCGGCUGGACCGGGGCCCCGCACUGGCACGCCUCGUACGUACGACGACGCAUCCACCACACUCCACACCCUAGAAGCGAGUGAAACGCGCGCGCGCCGAGAGGGAGUCGGCGGAGAUGGCGGCGGCGGUGGCGCGGCGGGGUGCGGCGCGGGCGCUGGCGCUGGCGAUGGCGCGGAGGGGGAUGUGCUCCGCCUCGGUGCCCGCGGCGGAGCGCGCCGCGGCGGCGCUGUCGUCGGAGGAGCUCAUACGGAUGGAGCGGGACUGCAGCGCGCACAACUACCACCCGAUUCCCAUGGUGUUUUCCAAAGGGGAAGGUUCACAUAUAUUGGACCCUGAAGGCAACAAAUAUAUUGAUUUUCUCUCUGCUUAUUCUGCAGUCAAUCAGGGCCAUUGCCAUCCAAAAGUCCUAAGAGCUCUCAUAGAACAAGCAGAAAGGCUCACACUUAGUUCCAGAGCUUUCUACAAUGACAAAUUCCCAGUCUUUGCGGAGUAUUUGACGAGCAUGUUUGGGUAUGAUAUGAUGUUGCCAAUGAACACUGGAGCCGAAGGAGUGGAAACAGCCAUUAAAUUGGCAAGGAAAUGGGGUUAUGAAAAGAAGAAUAUACCAAAGAACGAGGCUUUGAUUGUGUCUUGCUGUGGAUGUUUCCAUGGUCGGACAUUGGGUGUCAUCUCAAUGAGCUGUGACAAUGAUGCAACUCGUGGUUUUGGUCCUUUGGUUCCUGGUCAUCUUAAAGUUGAUUUUGGAGACAUUGAUGGGUUGGAGAAAAUCUUUAAAGAGCAUGGGGAUCGUAUAUGCGGUUUUUUGUUUGAACCAAUCCAAGGAGAAGCUGGGGUAAUAAUCCCACCAGAUGGUUAUUUGAAAGCUGUCAGAGAUUUGUGUUCUAGGCACAACAUUCUGAUGAUUGAUGAUGAGAUCCAAACAGGCAUAGCUCGAACUGGCAAAAUGUUGGCAUGCGACUGGGAAGAUGUACGACCUGAUAUGGUGAUUCUAGGCAAGGCACUUGGUGCUGGAGUAGUUCCGGUCAGUGCGGUUCUCGCGGAUAAGGAUAUCAUGCUGUGUAUCAAGCCAGGAGAACAUGGAAGUACAUUUGGUGGAAACCCAUUGGCAAGUGCUGUGGCAGUCGCAUCUCUGAAAGUGGUCAAGGAUGAAGGUCUUGUUGAAAGAGCCGCGGAGUUAGGUCAGGAGUUCAGAGACCAGUUACAAAAGGUUCAACAGAAGUUUCCUCAUAUUAUCAGGGAAAUACGUGGGAGAGGUUUGCUUAAUGCAGUAGACCUAUGCAGCAAAGCUCUAUACCCUGCUUCUGCAUAUGACAUUUGCAUCAAGCUAAAGGAGAGAGGCAUUCUGGCAAAGCCCACGCAUGACACCAUUAUCCGGUUAGCCCCUCCCCUUUCAAUCAGUUCUGAGGAGCUCGCAGAAGCAUCAAAGGCACUCAGCGAUGUGCUCGAGCAUGACUUGCCGCAGUUGCAGAAGCAGAUCAAGAAGCCAGAAUCGGAGGCAAAAACACCAGUCUGCGAUAGGUGCGGCCGGGAUUUAUAAAGGGCGACCACCGUUCAUCCGGGCAGAGAUGAGGUACCAGCAAUUUCAUAGACACCAUACCCCCAGAAUAACAGAACAUGGAUUUCUCACCGUGGUAUACCUCUCCAUGUCGCACUCUCUGUUCAGAAAAUGUGCCAUUGAUACAUUGAUUGUAAAUAAAUGGAAUUUGUCUAUCGAUCCAUCUGCCCAUUCUCGUUAUUCGUAGUGAUGUUGCUUCUCUUACCCCAUGCUCAUCAGCGAGACGGUGAGCGAUUAUAUGUAUAACAUAGUUGGACAAGCAGGAAAGUAUAUGUUUCACGCUGAAAUGAAACAAACACCUUGGUAAAA
This is a messenger RNA of Aegilops tauschii subsp. strangulata, 2070 nucleotides long. Its product is annotated as ornithine aminotransferase, mitochondrial. NCBI's taxonomy places the organism in Eukaryota, Viridiplantae, Streptophyta, Magnoliopsida, Poales, Poaceae. Gene Ontology annotation, molecular function: pyridoxal phosphate binding; L-ornithine transaminase activity; identical protein binding. The record is from RefSeq and is a predicted model, not a curated record. Gene Ontology annotation, cellular component: cytoplasm.